AGAAUACCUACCAGGUAGAUAUUCUCGGACUCUUCUGUGAAAUCGCCACAAAAUGAGAAGAAGAUCAUGGAGUCAUGUUGUUAACCUAAUAUAAUAAUUUAAUUAUAUUAUUUUGAAUUUGAAUCGAAGAAAAAUAAUUAUACAUAUACAAAUAAUUGUAGAGUAGAAAGUUAAGAGUGAAAGAGAAAUAAUUUUGAAAAUGACUGAAGAGAUUUCAUCAGAAGAGCGAGACAAGAUCCGCGAAAAACUUUCUAGCCUUAGCUUCGAGGAACUACUGAAAAUGAAAAAAGACAUGGGCGCGAAGUUGUACAAUAAAACCAUCUACGGAGAACACAAAUCGAAACCCAAAGUCGACUUUCAGCGUGCCAAUAAAAACAGACCUAGGGAAGUUAGUUCGAAAGUACGGCCAAAAAAGUUCAAUAAACAUUCUGAAGAAAAAGCACCCUCAACAAAAAAGUUCGUCCCUAGAGAUCCUCGUUUUGAUCCCCUUUGCGGACAGUUUGAUGAAAAGGAGUUCAGAGCUAAUUACAAGUUCCUUAAUGAUAUCCGCCAGAACGAGAAAAAGGAACUGGAGAAAGAGUUGAAAAAUUGCGUCAAUCCGGAACGAAAUAAAGUGAUUCAGUUGCUGAUACAGAGAAUAAAUAAUCAACUCAGAGAACACAACAAAAUUGAAACCGAGGAAUUGAAGAAAGUUGAAGAGAAAAUGGAAAUCAGGAGAAAACUCAAGAGUGGUGAAAAACCGAAUUUCAAAAAAAAAUCUGUGAAAAAAUUAGAAGACUUGAUUGACAAGUACGAAACUCUUAAGAAAUCCAACAAAUUGAAGAAGCAUAUAGAAAAGAGGUCCAAGAAAUUGAUAGGAAAGAGCAAGAAAAAAAUGAAUCACGAACAGGAAUUCAGGUAGUUUUAUGAGAAAAAUAGUUAUUAUUGAUUCACGUGAUUUAACAUGUAACUGAAGAUAACAAAAAAGUAAAUGUAAAUAAAUAAGUAUGGUAAAUAGUAAUGAA
This is a messenger RNA of Leptinotarsa decemlineata (Colorado potato beetle), 1004 nucleotides long. RefSeq names its product ribosomal RNA processing protein 36 homolog. Lineage: Eukaryota; Metazoa; Arthropoda; Insecta; Coleoptera; Chrysomelidae. Gene Ontology annotation, biological process: maturation of SSU-rRNA from tricistronic rRNA transcript (SSU-rRNA, 5.8S rRNA, LSU-rRNA). The record is from RefSeq and is a predicted model, not a curated record. Gene Ontology annotation, cellular component: nucleolus; 90S preribosome.